Metarhizium album ARSEF 1941 is the source of this 1164-nucleotide messenger RNA. Its product is annotated as pathogenicity protein. The coding region runs from base 1 to 1164 and encodes 387 amino acids. NCBI's taxonomy places the organism in Eukaryota, Fungi, Ascomycota, Sordariomycetes, Hypocreales, Clavicipitaceae. The record is from RefSeq and is a predicted model, not a curated record. The transcript has 3 exons.
AUGUUCGACCUCUUUGCCAUGCUCUUAUCGCCUCCGCUGGCAAAACCACCAGCGCUCGUGCUCCUCUCGCACAUGCGACGCCAGGCAUCGCGUGCUGACCCCGUCGUCCCUCGCAACAGCUCCGUCGCCUCCUUCCUCUUUCCGAUAUUCGCCUCGUACAAGGCGCUCAAGACAUCAGAUCCCGCUCAGUUGACACCAUGGCUCAUGUACUGGGUCGUUUUCAGCAUCUGCUUGCUGGUUGAGUCGUGGCUAUCCUUCAUCCUCUUCUGGAUACCAUUCUACGGCUAUUUUCGCUUGCUGUUCUUCCUCUAUCUUAUUCUCCCCCAAACCCAGGGCGCCCGCCUUCUCUACGAGGAACAUGUCCACCCCUUUCUUGCAAAUAAUGAAACCAGCAUAGACGAGUUCAUCGCCAGCGCCCACAAGCGCCUGAAAGCCACCGGCAUGACCUAUCUCCGCCGCGUCAUCGAGUACCUCAAAACCAACGUCCUGAACCUCCCCGCCUCCGAGCCUGAACCCGCGCCGUCCCAAUCACCGGCCGGACCGCAGGGCUAUACGCAGUCGCUACUUGCUCGCUUUAGUGUCCCGAGGACAAGAUGGGCCGGCACCGCCAACACCGGCAACGAGUUCUACAAUUUGCUGGCGAGCGCAGUCUCGGCUGCCUCCCAGGCGGGCGGAUUUGCCGGCAACCCCAGUGGUCCGUCUGGCACAAGCAUGACUGAUUCGGGGACUCUGAUUCCUCCACACGUGCGAGGCUCGGCCGAGAAGAUGACCUUUAUUGCUGCCCAGCGUGAGCGCCUCAAUAUUGUGUUGAGCGCCCUGGAUCGCGAGGCACAGCAGAUUCAGAGCGAUGGCGCUGGAACCUCGCGCACCGUGCCACCGGGAAGCUUUGCGCCAAGCGGUACGCGCGACAUGGACGACGACCAGAUGACUCACCGACCGCCCAGUGGACUUGGCAUGUCGAGCGCCUUGAGCAAGAGCCGCAGCGAGACCGACUUUGAGAAGGUCGAGGCGGAGAGCGGGGCGGAAGAUGAGGUGACUGUUCGUCGGCGCAACGUCCCGUCCGGGUCGGCAGGAAGUUCUUGGAUGCCAUGGGGCUGGGGGGGCGCUGGAGAAGCGAGCCCCGGUCCGGGGGGACCCAAAGAAUACCAGAGACGUCGCGUGUAG